Messenger RNA from Mercurialis annua (annual mercury), 1984 nucleotides. RefSeq lists its product as uncharacterized. Lineage: Eukaryota; Viridiplantae; Streptophyta; Magnoliopsida; Malpighiales; Euphorbiaceae. The transcript has 2 exons. The record is from RefSeq and is a predicted model, not a curated record. Bases 791 to 1912 code for a protein of 373 amino acids.
AGGUCGAUCUUCCAAGGGUCGCCUGUACUGCUUUUCCUGCACAAGUAACAAAUAUAAGCUCAAAGGACCUCAGGCUUGCUCAGCCUGAAAGCCACUCCGAUGCUUAAGUCAGAGAGGGUUUUUUGGUAGGUAAAUGAGUGUAAGAGUAUUUAAGUCUGAUUUGUGCUUACCCUUCUCGGCAUUCAGUGGCUUCCUUUUAUAAUGAUUUUAAGGCGGUGGUUAUCUGGUAAAUCGUGGGUUUGUCCCACGAUUAUUGAUAAUGGUGAAGGCACGUUCCAGAUUAUCCCGGGUAGUGGGUGUCAGGAAACAGAGUGGAUGAGGUCGCCUGGAUGGCAGACCUGGAGGAGUCCGCCCGAGACAGACAUGGGCGAUGGGAGAUUUGGAGACCCGUUGGGCGAGCAUAGCAUUUGUUAGGCGAUGCCUGGAGUUCGAAUAUUAUUAGGUCGGUAUCAGAUGUCCCCCCCUUGUAAUUUUGCUAAGUCAAAGACUUGAAGCGCCAAUUUUUCAAAAUUCGAAUUUCCGAAAUUUUCGAAACAAUUUUGAAUUUCAAACGUUUCUUUCAACGGUUACGAAUCUGAAGCGUUUUCUGACUAUAAAAGAACGCGACUUUUGGUUUUUCAUUGAUUGUUUCGAGGAGUUUCCUGCUGUCAGGCAUUCGAGUGUAUAAAAGAGGCUUUCUUCGAGUUACAUAGCACCGGACUUUCUCUCUCAAUCAGUAAGUGGCUUAGCUAUUUUUGUUUGUCUUCUUGCUUCCUUCUUCUUGUUUGCUUUCAGAUAGUAUAUUUUUAGGAUGUCUACUUUAGGGGUUUCGGUGUCUUCCCCUUCUUCUUCCUCUUCCUCUGAGAGUUCUGCCAGUGACCCAACCUACCCUGUUCCUCUUGCUACCCUCGUUGAGUUGUCAUCUGACGAGGAAGGGUUGUCUCAGAAGGUGAUCCCUGACAGUGAGGAGGGUGUUGAUGACAGGGAGCCAGAGGGCGAGGCUCCCCUUGAGGAUGCUGGUGAAGAUGAGGUCGGAGAUGGUGGACUGGGUGAUGAUGAAGGAGAUGAGGAGGAUUUUGUUUUUAAGAGACGUAAAGGGACUUCUGGGACAUCUUCUAGUAAUAAAAAACCCUUGUCUGAGUGGACCAUCAGUCUGGGUCAAGAGGCCCUUGUUUGGAUUAGGGCGAGGUACGAAAUUCCCCCCUUCAUUAGCCUUCGGAUUCCAUCUGAGGGCUCGGCUGUUAGCCAGGUCUUAAAGGAUGAUGAACAGUUGCUAUUCGUUGAAGAUUUUGAGGCGGGUUUGAGGCUACCACUCGAUCUCUUCACCCAAGAAGUGUUCGAUAAUUUUAAGAUCCCCUUGGGUCAACUCCAUCCUAAUGCCCACCGUCACUUGACCGGAGUUUUUAUUCGUGGUCUCCAACUGAAGAGACAGGUGGGCUAUGAGAUUGUUAGGGCGAUCUAUUCUCUGGGAAGGAAGAAAAGCGAUGAGUUCUUCUACUUGCAACCCGGAAGAUCUCCCUUCACUGGCCUUCCCAAUUCUUUGAAGCGGUGGAAAGGUAACUUCGUCAUCGCCAAAAAGGAAGGUGGUUGGGGCUCCAUUCCGAAUGUUUUUGUGGAAGGGCCCCUUAAGCUGGAAAAGGCGAACCUGAGCGAGGUUGAUAAAGAGACGUUGCGUCUGCUUCGAGGUGGCGCUAAGGUGCAUGUAGUGAAUCUGAUAGAUUCCUACUUCGGGUGGGACCAAAGUGUUGCCUCCAAGAGAAAUAAGAGAGCGCAGGGUGAAAAAAGGGGGAAGAGGAAGAAGAGUGAGGACAAGAGGGAGACAUCGCCUGAUAAUGGAGAUGAGUUCCCUGAUAUGGGCGAACCACUGCUUUCUUCCCCUCUUAAUAUUUCUUCUAUGCCUCUUAGUCCUUCUGGUAUCUUGUUUGUACCAUGAAGUUUUUAUUCCCUUUUAAUUUUUGUGAAUCGUUUUCUGAAUCUUGUUUACUUUGAUUUUUCAGUGCCGAAC